This is a messenger RNA of Ipomoea triloba (trilobed morning glory), 3585 nucleotides long. RefSeq names its product putative disease resistance RPP13-like protein 3. Gene Ontology annotation, biological process: defense response to other organism. NCBI's taxonomy places the organism in Eukaryota, Viridiplantae, Streptophyta, Magnoliopsida, Solanales, Convolvulaceae. Gene Ontology annotation, molecular function: ADP binding. The transcript has 5 exons. The record is from RefSeq and is a predicted model, not a curated record. Bases 76 to 3018 code for a protein of 980 amino acids.
UUCCAUUUCCCAAACUAAGAGAGAAGAAAACAGCUCACAAUUACAUUACAUACAUAGAGAGAAAGAGAGAGAAGAAUGGCCUGUGUAGCUGUGAUUUCUCUUAUGAGGACAAUAGAGCUUGAAUUCUUGCAACCUCAACCUCGUCCAAUCCUACAACAAAAGGAGCUUAUCCCUUGCAACAAAGUGUUGAUCCAAUCCCUCCAUGAAAAGCUUGGUUUUCUGAUAGAGCUAUUCGAUGAGAACAGAAUGGAUGGCAUUCAAGCAAUUAAAGACUUGGAAACAAAACUUAGAGAUGUGGCUUUCAGAGUAGAAUAUAAAAUCGAAUUCCAAAUUGCAAAGCUCUAUGAGGAUGAGGAAGAAGAAGAGGAAGAGGAAGAGGAAGAUGAAGAGGAAGAGGAAGAGGAAGAGGAAGAGGAAGAAGAAGAUGAAGAUGAAGAGGAAGAAGAAGAUGAAGAGGAAGAGGAAGAGGAAAUUGGAAUAGCAGAUCUUUUUGUGGAAGCAGAAGAAACUCUUGAUCUGGGGGAUAUAGAAGCAGAAGAUGAAGAAUUUGGAAUAGCAGAUCUUUUUGUGGAAGCAGAAGAAACUCUUGAUUUGGGGGAUAUAGAAGCAAAAGAUGAAGAAUUUGGAGUUGCAGAUCUUUUUGUGGAAGCAGAAGAAACUCUUGAUCUGUGGGAUAUAGAAGCAGAAGAUGAAGAAUUUGGAGUUGCAGAUCUUUAUGUGGAAAACCCACAAGGGGAAAGAUCUUGGCCUUCAUGCAAACUUCGUCGUAUUUUAGAAAAAGCAAUAGAAGACAUUGAUGCUAUCAAGGAAGAGUUGGCGAAAGUCAAGCAUGUCAUAGCCUUGCAAAGAAGGGAAACAGCACUUGAUGCGUUUACUGAAUGUGACGAAGAAGUUAUCAUGCUGGGGAAUUCUUCCGAACAUGCUUCACACUCUGAGGAGAUUAUGGUGGGGAAGAACAAUGAGUUCCAGAUUGUAAAGAAGAUGUUAAUUGAGCAUUCAUCAAGGCAACGAGAAAUUGUCUCGAUUAUAGGUAUGGGAGGCAUUGGCAAGACAACAUUGACUAAGAGUGUUUAUGAAGAUCAGUCAAUUGUAUCCUAUUUUGACAAGCGAGCUUGGGUUGUUGUAUCCCAACAUCAUAAUAAGAGACAAAUGCUCACGGGUCUUCUUAAAUCAAUGGGCUGUGCAAAUAGUGGCACCGAAGAGGAGCUGGCAGAACAACUAUAUCAAUAUUUGCUGCAUCAAAGGUACUUUGUUGUGAUAGAUGACAUUUGGAGUGACGAGGCGUGGAAUGCUGUCAAAGCUUGCUUUCCAGAUAAUAGCAAUCAUAGUCGAGUAUUGUUAACUACUCGCUUUGCAAAGGUAUCUACUCGUAUUGGCUCUAGUAAUGACUUUUCUCAUCAAAUGCAGUUGUUAGAUGAAAGUGAGAGUUGGAAUUUAUUUCACGAAAAGACAUGCAAAUCUUGCGAUGUUGAAUUUGAGGCAAUUGUAAGACCAGUUGUUAAGAAAUGCAAAGGACUGGCUUUGGCAAUUGUUGUGGCUGCAGGUUUAUUUUCCAAACUCAACACCAUAGAUGAGUGGAAGAAGAUUGCUGAAACUCUAAAUUCAUUUGCAACAACAAGCAUUGAUGAAGAAUGCUCAAGGAUUCUCUCAUCAAGUUACAAUCACUUGCCUUACAAAUUGAAGGCUUGUUUUUUAUAUUUGAGCAUUUUUCCAGAAGAUAAAGAGAUUCAUGUUAAAAUUUUGAAAAAGUUAUGGGCUGCUGAAGGACUUAUAAAGGAAUUUGAGAGUAUGAGCUUUGAUGCAAUGGCUGAAAAGAACAUUCAAGAACUCAAGGAUAGAAACUUAAUUCUGGUAAGCCAGGCAAGUAGUUCAUGUGGAGGAAAAAUAAAGGCAUUUAGAAUGCAUGAUUUACUGCAUUCUUUUUGUGUGAGGGAAGCUAAAAAGGACAACCUUCUCCAUAUUGUCUAUGAAAAUGGUUGCAGUUCCCCUCUAAAAGAUUUUCGUUGGGUAAGCAUCCAAUCAAACAACUUAAGCAGACAUACAUCAUAUUUUAUUUUUAGAAACUGCAGAUCCAUCUUCAGUUUCUCACCAAUAUGCACAUAUUUGAAUUUGAAAUUUUGCAGUUUAUUAAGAGUACUCUAUGAUAUUGAGUGCAAUAUUGGGAAUCUUGUCCAUUUGAGAUGUCUAUUUUCAAAUGGUUGGCAUAAAAACUUGUUAAAACCCUUCCGCCCAUGGAAUCUUCAAAUACUUUCUUCCCAUAUGGGGUUUGAUGAAAUGAGCAUUUUAGAGUUUCCACAACUACAACAUUUCAAAUGUUACUAUAUUCCUGGUGAUUUUCCCAUAUUUUUUCAUCAAAACUUGAAGAGCAUUUAUGGGAUUGGGCCUGAUCAAUGCACAAGAGAAUUAUUUGCUAAUAUUCCACAUGUGAAGAAGGUAAAGGUUAAAUUUGAAAGACAAGCUUCAAAUGAUUACAUAAAAAACCUUGCCUAUUUACACCAACUUGAGAGUUUGCAUCUUUAUGGUUCUUACUUCUGUCCGGGGGGCUAUUAUGUGAUGAAUCCAAAUAAUCAUAUUGGUCGCUUGGAAAACCUUAAGAAGUUGGUCUUUUGUGAUAUUACGUUUCGGUGGAAGGCAGUUAAUAGUCUUAGCAAGUUGCCUAAACUUGAGGUGCUAAAGCUAUUAAGGUGUUUUUGCAUUGGUGAAGAAGAGUGGAAACUAUCCAAGAAGGAGAAAUUUGAGCAAUUAGUUUAUUUGAAAAUUGAUGCAAUUGAUCUGAAGUGUUGGGAAGCCAGUGCUUAUCAAUUUCCGAACCUUGAGUGCCUAAUCCUUUCUUGGUGCGAAAAAUUGGAAGAAAUCCCAGCCAACUUUGCAGAAAUUUCAAAUUUGAAGUCUAUCAAAUUGAUUCGUUGUCUUCCUUCUGCGGUGGCUUCAGCAAAGCAAAUUUGGGAAGAGCAACAUGAGCAAGGAAACGAAGACAUGAUUGUCAUUGAGGAAUAUACAAGACAGCCUUACUACUAAAGAUGAGGCUAAAGUCUCUAGGAAAAUGUGAAAGUCACCAACCGCCGGCGGAUUCUCGAGAUAGGAUGGGAUUUCAAGGACUUCAAGUCACCGACUCCUCUAGUUUCGCUUCUGAUAUUGGAGUUUGGCGGUUUAGAAGACGAGGAGGUGUUCCUGUUUCCGGAGGAUUUGGCGGUGGGCGAUGAUUACUAUCCUAGAAGUGGCAAGUAAAUGAAGUCCAAGUAUUGCUUGAUUCCAUUCGUUAGGAAGAAAUGUUAAAGAUUAUGAAGUGAGAUUCAUGCGCCCAAAUAAUGCUUCAGCUCAAUGGUCUUUAUGAUUGAAACAAGAUACAGUUGAAGAUCAAAGUCAUUUAUGGAUCAGAGUCAGUUGAAGAUGAUAGUGAAUUGUUAUUAUUUUUUUUUGAAUUGUUAUUAUUUAGUUAUUAAUAUUUGUGAAAUUAUUGUAUUUGAUAGUUGGGAUAUGAUUGAUUACAUCUUUUUUUGUAUUCCUUAUAGUUAUUAUUGUAUAUAUAUGUUUAAGAGUAUUAUUCUGAAUAUUCACAUAUAUUCCUUUGAACUAGUUUCCAAA